AGUUUCUUCAACCUAACCUCAAAGUUUCAUACCAGAGUAGUUCCUCAUUCAUGAAACUUAAUACGGCUGCCUCAGGGGCAGCGUUGAGGAGUUUCCUGUGUUUACUCGGGGGACUUAAAGAGAGUGGGCUGCGGAGGUGGGAAGCUUUAAAAAGGUUGGGCUUCAGUGUGUGAUCAGCAGGUGUCUAGCACAAAAUCCCGAGUGUGUGUGUGUGUGUGUGUGUGUGUGUGCGCGCGCGAGUGAGACAGUAUAUAUAGCUGAGAUUCAGCACAGAAUCGCGAGUGUGUGUGUGAAUAUACAGUAAUAUCUGGGCUCCAGUUCAGAACUCUGUGUGUGUGGCUUUGGUUGAGUUUCAGCUCAGAGUCUGCUUUCCGUCAGUGUACAGUAGAGCUCCAGCUGCUCUGCCCUGUAUAAUCGAGGGGAUCGGACUAAGCCAAACCAGUCCAGCCUGCUGUGACAUGGAGACCUUGCUGUCCUGCGUGGAACCUGUGGUGGUGGUCACCAAUGUGGCCAACUCUCUGUUUGACACGGCGAUGCUGAUGGUGGUGUACGGUCGUCUGAACGAGACCUCGCAUGGCAACAGUGAUGAGACCCAGAAGGAAGCGGCCAGGUUCUACAUGAUCUACAACAUGAUCUACUCUCUGGCCCCCUUGUUGUCCACGGUGCCCUUGGGUAAGUUGGCCGACCGGCGAGGUCAGAAGAUCCUGGUGGUGGUGCCGUUGGUCGGGUAUCUCCUGGGUAGGAGCUUGCUCCUCUUCACCGAAGUCUUUCAGCUCCCGGUCAGCGUGAUGUACGGCUCUGCCAUCAUCAACGGAUUGACGGGAGGAUUCCCGGCCUACUGGAGCGGAAUCAACGCCAUCGCUGCUCUCAGGUCGGGGACGGAGAAGCGCAGCCUGAGGCUGAACAUGCUGUCGGUCACGUCCGGGAUGGCCGGGCUGCUGGGCAGCAUCGUGUCCGGGCAUUUCUUCCUCCUGAAGGUGCAAAACCAAGACGGGCUCCUGCUGAUCAUCAUCUGCCUGUCCCUCUACACGAUCAGCCUGCUGUACUCCGCCACCAUCCUCAGAUACCCAGCCGUGCCGCCCACCAGCCCGGCUCCCGCAGAGAGGCCAAUGACCGGCCGCAGCAAAUACAGCACCGAGGUCAUCCUCCUCUUCAUCUGCUACAUCCUGUAUGACUUCAGCGUGACCGGUGGCGCCAAUGUCGUCUCGCUCUUCGUCCUGAAACCUCCUCUGAGCUGGGACUCUGUGUGGGUGGGCUACGGCAAGGCAGCGUCCUACGUGCUGUUCCUGACCAGCUUCCUGGGGGUGCUGAUCUUCUCCCGGUGGAUGAGUGACACCUCGCUGGUGCUGAUGGGCAUCAUUUCGAACACCAUCGGGUUCACCACGAUGGCUUUCGUGACGCGGACCCCAUUAUACUUUGUUGCUCGCUCUUUGAUGAUGUUCUCGUGCAUUCCGCUGCCCACCAUCAGAGCUCAGCUGUCUAAGGAAAUGGACAAAGGGAGCUACGGAUCGAUCUUUGCCUGGCUCCAGUCAAUUAUGGCUCUGACAGAUGUGAUUGCCACCGUCGUGUUCAACAAUAUCUACCCCGCCACACUGGAGUGGUACAGUGGUUUCUCCCUGCUCCUGGCUGCAGCUAUUUCCCUGAUCAGCCUCACGCCUAUCGUGGUUUAUAGCUGCAAGCAAAGCCGGGAAAGUUACAACGAGGUUCCUGGCUUGGAUUCAGCCCAGACUCUGGGAACUGUGGAAUGUCCCGAGAGGCCAGUCAAGCUCUAAACUGUGCAAACUGACAAUUGUUGACAGUACUGAGGGGGGUGGGGGGGGGGGGAGGGAAGGGAAGGGAGGGAGCGAAGCGUCAAGUUUCUGCAACCGUGUUGUUAGUGCCAUCAACAGAAAGAACGAUAAGGGAACUAGAGGCUAAAGUUCAAGGGAGGAAUGUUCCAAGACAAACAAUCGGAACCAUCACCAAUUCUCACACCGUCGUUGUCAGGAAGCGAUUGCAGCCGAUCUCAGAGGGAGAGACGGUACGACUCUCUGGGGCGGACGAAAUGCCACCGGGACGUAAAGGUGGAUAGAAUCCUGGGCGCUCACAGCACUGAGAACUACAACAACAACAAGCCCACUGAGCCCACUGAACUCCUCGCUCACGCCUGAGAGACGUCACAGAGUGUAACAGCUUGGAACGCUGUACAGAGACAGUGCUGGACACUGGUCAUGGAGGCUUAAUUAAUGGUUGAAAAGGUAGUUUUUUUUUAGGCCGUUUAUAAAGAUAGAUAGAGAAGGUGG
Callorhinchus milii (elephant shark) is the source of this 2282-nucleotide messenger RNA. Its product is annotated as thymic stromal cotransporter homolog. The transcript has 4 exons. Gene Ontology annotation, biological process: transmembrane transport. Gene Ontology annotation, cellular component: membrane. The coding region runs from base 459 to 1772 and encodes 437 amino acids. The record is from RefSeq and is a predicted model, not a curated record. Gene Ontology annotation, molecular function: transmembrane transporter activity. Lineage: Eukaryota; Metazoa; Chordata; Chondrichthyes; Chimaeriformes; Callorhinchidae.